This is a messenger RNA of Symbiodinium pilosum, 353 nucleotides long. The record is from the annotation of a GenBank genome assembly. Lineage: Eukaryota; Dinophyceae; Suessiales; Symbiodiniaceae.
GCUAGCGCGUGGCUGCGAGCGCUGUCAAUUUUCCAAAAAGCGAUGGAAGUGCUUCCACCUACCUCAAGGCUCUGCACCCCUGUGGCGGCCGCCGCUGCACGUGCCAGCAGCUGGGCAAUCGCCUUGGCAACCUUAGACUUGAUGCGGAGAGCUUCUAUAGACCUUCAGCACGCCAGCGCUUCGGCGUUGGUGGCCUGUGCGCAAGCGCAGCAUCGUGAAGCAGCUCGCUCUUUGUUCCGCGGCCUGGGUCGCGACGGCGGAGGAAGAGCCCACGGAGUGCUGGGCAUCCAGCAAGGGGGAGAGGCCCAGUGGUUUCGGGAGCUCCUCCUGCGUCCCAAAGCACCUGGAGGAAG